AUGAGCCUCCCUUCUCCCCAGAAGAACGGCGGCAAUAAUGUUCCUCCUCCGAGGCAGAUUCGUUUCGUCUCGACCGAUGGCCAGCCUCAAACUAAAAGGCGACGAGUAAAUGCGGCUUGUCGGACGUGUCGCAAGCGGAAGAUACGAUGCUCGGGCGAACAACCAGUGUGCAAGACCUGCUCCGAUUACAACCAUGUUUGCUUGGGCUACAACGAUCCACCGACCCACGCUCGAUCACAAUCCGAUGCCGCCUCACGCACCCCUACCCUCCCCCCUGCCCCCGGUCCCAACGAAGCGGUCAACGCGCGCGGCCCCGUCAAAGUUGAGAGUCGCUCUCCGGAUUCGCCGCAACGAGCCACGCUGCCUCGUGAUGGUGCCGAAAAGUCCACCGACGGUUCACGAACAGCGGACUCGAAGGAUGCCUCGCUCACAAGGGAUACCUCGUCGCGGACCACCAAAGAAUCUGAACAACAAACCGCCGGUGAAAGUCCAGAAAGUAGUCGUACGUCGUUAAGCUCAAGCUCUCGCACCCAUGUUCCUUAUUUCAGAUAUUUUGGCCCCACGGCCAUAGUCCCGGGCUUCAAACAAAUGGUUGUUCAAGUCCGCGGAUCACGCAAGAGCAAUCCAUCUCUAUCAUCUGAGUCAUUAUCCCCUCUUAGAAGCCCCAAGCUCCCUGACGAGGGACUUAAUCAAUUCAACUCCAUCAGCGACAGCCGCGAAACUCGCGAUGCCAACACUAUCCCCUUUUAUGACCGAGACGAUUCGUUACCCGUUAGCAACCUGGUGACUCACCUAUGCGACCUAUUCUUCAUGCAUUUGGGAUGCAACUUUCCCUUUCUGCAACGAGACAGAUUCCUCCGCGACUUGAAAGAUAAAAAGAUCGAUACAAUGCUCGUGGACGCCGUUUGCGCUCUGUCGGCACGCUUUUCCCCGCAUCCUCUACUUAGCCCGCCUCAGGCUCUCCCGAUUGAUGGCUCGGCCCCUCCGCCCGAUACAAGAAAGUCUGAUCGCGGGCAUUCGUUUGCUCGCCGCGCAAUGAGCGCCCUUGUCGACUCGCUAUCGUGCCCCACUCUAUCUGUUGUUCAAGCCUGCCUAUUGCUGGCGUACGAGGAAUUCGGCUCCAACCACGACAGUGGCCUGUGGAUGUACCUGGGAAUUUCUAUCCGAAUGGCUCAAGAUCUUGGAUUGCAGAAGGCUCAAGGAUUGAAAUACAACUACGGACAAAGUGGUGUCACGCCAAAUGCAGUAAUGACCGGACAGGCGGGGAAAUUAAGGGAAGAACAGUACGACGAUCCCCAAGUUUCGCAAAGCCCGGCGAAAGAGACACCCGGAGUUGACAAUCAACGGGCCUGGGAAAAGGAAAGGGUAGAUACCUUUUGGAGUAUUUUCUUUCUCGACCGUGUAAUAUCAUCCGGGACAGGAAGGCCGGUGACCCUGCGCGAUGAAGACAUUGAACUGUGCUUUCCGCUCCAGUCAGAAUCUUUACUCCCAAACGGCUGGCCUGCGCCAUUUCCGCCGCUUAUCCGCGUCAUCCAUCUCUACGGGAGGGUGACGGAUUUGAUAAAUGGAAUCCAAGACGUUAAUCACGUCACGGCAGACACGCUCAAGAGACUGGCUGGAAUGGAAAGUGAUCUUACAGGCAUCUAUCAGCGCUUAUCGCCCCGACUUCAUUUCAAUGCCGCAAACUUUCAAGCCUAUGUAAAGGCGAAAGAGGGCACGAAUUUCAUUCUCCUUCACUUCUGGUUCCAUACUUUGAUAGUCCUCCUUCACCAGCCAACACUCCUCAAUUCCUUCGGCGGGACAAUUCAGCAUCUCUAUCCAAACAGCCGAGAGCUAUCCAUGUCUUCCGCUAAAACUAUUGCCGAUAUUCUCUCAUUCUCCGAGCUGGUGGAUGGGAAGAGUUUUAUCGGUAACCCCUUUACGAGCCAGCCGAUGUACAUUGCAGCGUGUGCUUUCCUCAUGGAAAGUGCUCACUACGUAUCGCCAUCCUCCGGGUCGGGUUCUCCUCCGAGCCAGCCCCUUUUGGCCAAUCAAACCAGUGGUUUUGUUAUGCCAAACAUGGACCCUUCAGGUGGUUCAGACCGAAAACCCACCGCUAAGCACAUUCUUCUGGCCUCGGCUGCCAAAGAGAACUAUCAACGAUGUUACAAAGCACUAAAAGCACUUGAGACUUACUGGGAAGGGACGAAAUAUAUACUCACGGUUCUAGAUCAAAAGGCCAAGGGCAUCGUUGACCCGCUUUUAUAUACAGUCGAAGAGAUGGAAAGUGCAGCCGAUAUACCGUCCGUGCAAGCUUUUGCAGCAUCGAAUUGGCGACGGGGUGGAGCUAUCGACCCCGAAGGAUCAGGCCCGGCUGUCGAUCCAUCCCUUGAUGGAAGACGGUCUCCAAAGAUAGACCCUAGUCAAGCAAUUGGUUGGGCGCUUACAGGAGCCACCAAUUCGUCACAGCCUAAUCUGAGCUUGCUAUACCAAAUGCCUGCGGCGCCAGUAGAUUCUGUUCCCAAACCCGCGUACUCGUCGCAAUACAGCCACAGCUACCCUCCUCUACCCAUUCAGCCCAGCUCCAGCUCAGGCUCGGGUUCAUUCUCUCAAUCGCUCGAGCAGGCUCGAACGACAUCUGCAACACCUAAUCCCACAAUGGCAGCGGCGUCAGCGAAGUUUUCUCCGUUGCCUUCAGGGCGAGUCUCCACCUCCGAUGCGAACCUCCUUUUGGGCCUCAACACUUCGUUUUCCACAUCUCGCCCUUCACCUUCUCAACCCACAUUUCCUCACAACAUGCCUUCAACUAGACUCGAGCCUCAGUCGGCGCCCUUUAAUUACAAUAUCACAUCCGCUCACAAUGAGCAACAUGUCAGUGGUGAACAUAUGGCCACUAGGCCCGAAUUCCAUCCAGUUACCGCACCCCACGGCGAUGUUAUGAUUGGGAGCCAGGAUAUCGACAUGGCUACUCUUCAGCAACAGGAUCAGUUACCGUUUGCCUUCAAUGGGGAGAUUCUUCCCUGGCUAGAAUAUCUUCCACAGGAUGUCCUGAAUUACCUCGGGGAGCAUCAAAAUUACCCUUCUCUGAUGAGCCCUGACGAUGGUACCCCGCGCCCGCCUCAUUAA
This is a messenger RNA of Aspergillus melleus, 3105 nucleotides long. RefSeq names its product putative C6 transcription factor. Gene Ontology annotation, biological process: regulation of DNA-templated transcription; DNA-templated transcription. The transcript has 9 exons. Lineage: Eukaryota; Fungi; Ascomycota; Eurotiomycetes; Eurotiales; Aspergillaceae. Gene Ontology annotation, molecular function: DNA binding; zinc ion binding; DNA-binding transcription factor activity, RNA polymerase II-specific. Bases 1 to 3105 code for a protein of 1034 amino acids. The record is from RefSeq and is a predicted model, not a curated record.